CUGAAUUGAAUUGAAACUGAAACUCUUUAUGUUUACCAGCUUUGUUAUGAACCGACUCUUGGAUCUUCGUGUGGGGAACAGUCGAGGAGCAACGUGUCGUUCUACCUGAAUCCAGCAGGAGAUGGAGCUGUUGAGCCACAAGACUGAGCCAAUUGGAAACGAAAGCUUGGAGAAGUGGGAGUCAGUCGGCCGUGGGGGAUUCGGUCAUGUCUACAAGGCCAGGCACACGGGCUGGGGCGUUGACGUGGCCAUUAAGAUACUCCGUGAUGGUGUUUGCCACUACAUGUCCCUGUGUGACGAGGCUAAUCAUAUGCAUCAGGCUUCCUGUGAGUUUGUGCUAAGACUUCAUGGAACCUAUAAGGGAUGUCCGCCUGGAGGGACAUCCACGCAACAGGGGCUAGUGAUGGAGUUCAUGGAAACAGGAUCGGUUGAGUCCCUGCAGAAGGACCUCUCUGGCCCUCCACUCUGGCCCCUGGUCUGCCGCUUGGCCCAUCAAGUGGCUGUCGGCAUGAACUUCCUCCAUUCACAGAAACUUAUGCACCACGACCUAAAGCCAAGUAAUAUUCUGCUGAAUGUUGAUCUUAACGCCAAGCUAGCAGACUUUGGUCUGUCCAGAGUGUCCACCAGUGCUUUGAACAGCAACAGAGAACCAAUGAGGGGGGUCGAAGGUUCAUACAAGUACAUGCCUCCUGAGGCUUUUGAAGUAUCAUACGAACCUGUCCGUUCUUUUGACGUAUACAGCUAUGGUAUCCUGCUCUGGUCCAUUGUCACUGGUAAAGAGCCUUAUCCAAGUGCUUCAUUUGCUCUAGUGGAACUGAAGAUCCCUUUUGGGGACAGACCUCAGUGUGAGCAAAUUGACCAGAUGCGGGAAGAAGGGUCGAAAGAACUGGUUGAGCUCAUGAAGAAGUGCUGGGAUGACAGACCCUCAGAGAGGCCCACCUUCAAAGAUUGCCUUCCAGUCACUGAGAAUGUGUUUUCAAAGAACAAGGAGGGAAUUCAUGAUGCAGUCGGUCAAGUCUUGACAACACUGAAGUCACCAACCAAAACUAAGAAAACUGAACAGUCUCCAAUCCAGGAAUCUGUCAGAAGACCGACAAGUAGUACAGACAAAGCAAAGUUUGUUGAUGACAACCGGGCAAAGUUGAUUCAAAACGUGGCCGAGGUCAUGGCAAUAACAGACCAUCUUGGAGACUCGGUCCACAGGGAAACCUACUCGUUGAUUCUUGGGAAAGCAACAAGCCAGGAACAAAUGAGAGUGCUUUAUCAAAGGGCGUUACGCUCAGGAGGAGAAGAAGUCAAAGCAGCCUUCUACGACGCCCUCAAACAUCACCAGCCCAAACUAGUGGAGAGGCUCGGUGGCUCAUUCUAAAGAAACGGUUGCCUUGCUGCAUUUUCUGCAUGUGUCAAAGAUUUGCCUCGCCUCUCCUCCACUUCCAUAUUUUGUGAAAAAUGUAUAUAUUCGAUUAAUUUAAAAAAAAUAAAAUGUGUUGAAAUUG
Pseudoliparis swirei is the source of this 1496-nucleotide messenger RNA. RefSeq names its product receptor-interacting serine/threonine-protein kinase 3-like. Gene Ontology annotation, molecular function: ATP binding; JUN kinase kinase kinase activity. Lineage: Eukaryota; Metazoa; Chordata; Actinopteri; Perciformes; Liparidae. The record is from RefSeq and is a predicted model, not a curated record. Gene Ontology annotation, biological process: protein phosphorylation; regulation of apoptotic process. Bases 122 to 1369 code for a protein of 415 amino acids. The transcript is spliced from 11 exons.